AUGGAUGAUAUUUUAGCAGCGACAUUACAGAAAAUGAACAGAUAUGAAGAAGCUUUGGAUAAUUAUAAUUUAGCAAUAGAAAAAAAUCCAGAAGAUUCAAAAUAUUUUAAUAAUAAAGCUGUGACAUUACAGAAAAUGAAUAGACAUGAAGAAGCUUUUGAUAAUUAUAAUUUAGCAAUAGAAAAAAAUCCAGAAGAUUCAGGGUAUUAUUGUCAGAAAGGUUCAAUUAAAAAUUGUUGA
This is a messenger RNA of Paramecium tetraurelia, 240 nucleotides long. RefSeq lists its product as uncharacterized. The coding region runs from base 1 to 240 and encodes 79 amino acids. The transcript has 2 exons. NCBI's taxonomy places the organism in Eukaryota, Ciliophora, Oligohymenophorea, Peniculida, Parameciidae. The record is from RefSeq and is a predicted model, not a curated record. Gene Ontology annotation, molecular function: protein binding.